Antrostomus carolinensis (chuck-will's-widow) is the source of this 2143-nucleotide messenger RNA. RefSeq names its product ciliogenesis and planar polarity effector 1. Gene Ontology annotation, biological process: cilium assembly. NCBI's taxonomy places the organism in Eukaryota, Metazoa, Chordata, Aves, Caprimulgiformes, Caprimulgidae. The record is from RefSeq and is a predicted model, not a curated record. The annotation marks the transcript as partial. The transcript is spliced from 14 exons. Gene Ontology annotation, cellular component: ciliary transition zone.
CAACAGGAAAAAGAGGCUGUUUUUCUUCUAGAUGAUAAGCAUAUAAAUGAAAUUAACCUGGUAUCAGGGAAGACAAAGAAGAAAAUCCCUCGGCUCCAGUCACUGUUGAAAAAUGUAGUUGUUUUAACAACAUCAAGAAAUGGUGCAUGGUUGGCAGGUGUACUUAAAACAGGAGAGCUGUUUCUUUGGAAUAAAGAUCAGGACUGCUUGAAAAUUGUGCCAGCAAUUGAAGAGUCUAGGAAGGUAGUUGCAGCAGCACAAGAGUGUCUAAUGAAAUUGUACUUGUAUGUAUCCGGAGAUGGUAAAAAGGCACUAUUGACUACUCCUACAGCAUGUGUCUUUUUAUGGGAAAGCACAGAACAUGAAAAUACAUCCUCUUAUGAAAAUUCUUCUGGGCAUUGGACACAAAUUUUGCCUGAUGAAUCUGUCAUGUUGCCUUCUACUGAAGAAAAAGAAAUUGGAGUGCAUGCUGCUUUCAUACAAAAUGAGAUACUGGGUGAUUGCUGUUUGUGUUCUUUUGUGUUUUACUCUGAAGAAUGUUUGGUGCUCACAUUUUUGAUUCUUCGAUGGCAUGAAAAUAGCUUUAAAUAUGUUAGUUCUUUGCCAUACCAGAUGCACUGGGUACAGCAGACUUGUUCUCUUGUUGAUUUGGUUCCUCAGUGUGUGUCUGUGAAGUCAAGAGGAGCUUUGCUGUGUGCAUUUGCAAGAGAUGGACUUCUACUUGCAGUAGUUGUUAAUCAGACUGAUCCAAAGGCAACUCAGAUUUUGUUUUUAAACACAUUGAAUUUUGUAACUGUUUCGGGUAGCCUCAAAGGUUGUAGCAGCAAGAAUAGCACGGUCCCAUCCAAUUUUAUCAGGUCUUACUGGGUUGGUGAUAUGAGUUGGACUCCUGAUAGCCUUUUCUUGGCUUGCAUGUUAAAACGUGGAUCUUUGAUUUUAUUGACGUGUAUGGGUGAAUUGCUGACCUUGAUUACUUCUGGCUGCUCUGUAGAAUUCGGACCAGCAGAAUUUAUUCCAUUUCAUCCACUAAUAACAUACAGACAGCAGCACUCUUUUUGUCAAGACACUAGUCAGUCUCUUGGUUCUUCAGCUUCUGAAAGUGACCUUAUGAGACAAAGAUUCUCUGUUGCUUCGCAUUCAAGAUUACCCUACCUCAUUGUCUCUGAUGGAUACAUGAUAACAGUGCUGAGAUUUCCUGUCAACUUUUCACCAUCAGGAUUUGUAAGAUCGCUUUUGCUUGAUUCAACCCAAAGGCUUGAAAAUAUCCGUCAGAAUUUGUUGUGCUCCAAGUCUAAAGGGAGACCUCCGUGCUUACGGUCACUGUUGUCCUUAAAAGCUAGUCUUUUAAAGCACGCUCAAAACCAAAGUUCCAUCUUUUCCACCAUUCCAAAGUUCCUGGAAGAGGACACAACAGAUAUGAGUGAGAAAACCAUGGAUUUACUGGAUUAUGAAGAAGAAUCAGAUGAUGAAAAGCAAUUUUGCAAUAGCCCUUCCAGCUUCUAUAGCCAAAGAAUCCAUUCAUUUGUUGGUAAAGCUGACCAAGGCCACUUAGAAUUUGCUUCAAUUCUCAUGGAACUUGACGCCUUCACUGUACCUAUUUUCCUACUUCUUGAUGAGAGUACUAGUCAGCAGUUCAACUCACUGAAGUCUCUGCUUAGGCAACCUCCUCAACCAGUAAACCAUGAUGCAAAAACAGAAAAAAGGCUGAUUGUACUAUGGCGAUUGUUGUAUAAGAAAGUGGUUUGGUAUCGGAUGCAGCUGAACAGAAAAGUGAACACGACUGCAGAAGAAGAGUCUGUCGUCUCAUCGCUUUUAAGUCAUAUACAAGCGACCCUCCAGUCUUCAGGAGUGACCUUAGAACAACACUUGAAGAUUAAUUCUGUAUCUGGUGAGGAGAAGUUCCUUUUAGGCUCAUACAGAGAAUCUGUGGACAUUUGGAAAAGAUCUCUUUGUGAAAUCAAGGCAAAAGAUACCAAGUAUUUUCAGCAUGAACUAUGGAUGGUAACAGAUGUUCAUACUGAAACCGCUAUGGCUGUGAUUCGAUCCAUGGCACGAUUCAUGGCCGCUUAUUUCACAAAUCAGCUACUCUAUAUCUUUCCCCCACACAAUGUUGGUGUCCUGCAUCCACUUCACAUCAAACAAG